Molecule: messenger RNA, 6396 nt
Organism: Liolophura sinensis
Lineage: Eukaryota; Metazoa; Mollusca; Polyplacophora; Chitonida; Chitonidae
Product: serine/threonine-protein kinase unc-51-like
Exons: 28
Coding region: 283-3225 (980 amino acids)
Biological process (GO): piecemeal microautophagy of the nucleus; autophagosome assembly; peptidyl-serine phosphorylation
Cellular component (GO): cytoplasm; phagophore assembly site membrane; cytosol
Molecular function (GO): ATP binding; protein serine/threonine kinase activity
Source: RefSeq, a predicted model, not a curated record
AAACGAGCGCUGAAAACUGGAGCAUUUGACCGAUUUCUUUUUCUUUGACAGAAAAUUAGAUAUCACCAUGAUUGUGAGGCAUUUAACGAUACUGAACGUUUAGACGAUUGUCUGUCAAGAUGUAGACCUCUGCCGUGACAACAGCGUGGUGGAGAAAGAUGCUAAAAGAAGCGAUGGCUUCAUUUUGACAGCUGUGUUGUGACGUUACAAUGGCCGGAUUGGCUCGCCUUCUAUAUUAGACAGGUGCUUUCAUAUUGCAUAUUUUUCACAUUUUCUUCGACGAUGGAGGUUGUAGGAGAUUAUGAGUACAGCAAGAAGGACCUGAUAGGUCACGGGGCCUUUGCUGUGGUCUUCAAGGGCAGACAUAGGAAGAGACCUGACCAUACUGUGGCUAUCAAAAGUAUAACAAAGAAGAACUUGGCAAAAUCACAGAACCUCCUCAGCAAAGAGAUUAAAAUUCUGAAGGAACUCUCUGACCUGCACCAUGAGAAUGUUGUGGCACUGCUUGAUUGUAAAGAAACUGCAAACCAUGUGUACCUGGUCAUGGAGUAUUGCAAUGGUGGGGACCUAGCGGACUAUCUACAAGGUGGUCAAGGGACCUUGAGCGAAGACACUAUCUCCAUUUUCCUCCGACAAAUCGCCGGAGCAAUGAAGGCUCUCAAUGCUAAAGGUGUGGUGCACAGAGACCUGAAGCCUCAGAACAUCCUGCUGUGUCACUCAGGGAAAGCUAACGCCCCUCCACAGGAGAUACAGCUCAAGAUUGCUGACUUUGGGUUUGCACGAUUCCUCAAUGAUGGCGUCAUGGCUGCCACUUUGUGUGGAUCGCCAAUGUAUAUGGCCCCUGAGGUGAUAAUGUCCCUGCAGUAUGACGCUAAGGCUGACCUCUGGAGUAUCGGCACCAUCGUCUUCCAGUGUCUGACAGGCAAGGCUCCCUUCCAGGCCCAGACCCCUCAGCAGCUGAAACAGUUUUACGAGAGAAAUGCAGAGCUAGUCCCAAAUAUACCUGCUGGAACAUCAUCUGAGCUACGAGAUCUUCUCCUUAACCUUCUCAAACGUAAUGCAAAGAACAGAAUUGAUUUUGAUCAUUUCUUCACUCACAAGUUUCUGCAGCCAGCUUCACCAGCAGCAUCAUCUUCUCCCGUCCCUGUGCCAAACAGGAGUCAAAGCUUUGGGUCAGAUAACUCCUCUCCUAGUCUCAAACAGGUGUCGGCUUCCCCACUGUCUGAUGCCACCAACAGGUUCACGGAUAAGGUCGGGGUGACACGUGAGGAUACAGCUCACGACAGGCCAACACGGUCCCCAAGCCUUACCCCAAAGGCAGCUAAAGUGGGAGGGGCGGGAGAGAAGCGAUUGGCCGGUCGAGGCGAGUCUAGAUAUGUCGACUUUGUGAUGGUCCCUGAAGGAUUACCAUCAGAUCAGUCAAUGACCAGUGACAAAGGCAGCAGAACUCAAGGCGAUGAUUUUGGCAGUGGUGACCGUGAAUGUAUGUCCCUGAAGACAGUGAACGUGGAUGGGGACACGGUGACAUUCAGGAAGCCCCACUCUCCGCCUCAGCCCCAGGAGAUGAGCCCUAACCGACCCUCCACCCUCCCUGUUCAAAGCCCUAACAACUCACCUACCUCUGAGCCUAUCCCAGUCCCAACUCAGGUUAAGGCCUACCGCCUCAUCAACGCUGAGUCCCCCUCAAGUCCAAGGGGCAGGGCAAUGACAGCAGACUCACCAAAGCGAGAUGAAGCUAAGGGUUUAAGUCGUGAUGGGUCAGAGUCCAAGCUUAGUUCAGGGCCAGACAUUGGCUCCUUGUCUCCUCCUAAUGUGCAAUUCACGAUUGGUACUCCGCCCAGCUCACAGUGGAGGCGUAACAGCGUGGGGACUCCCCCGCAGGCCCGACUGGGUUCAUGCACUCCACCCAGCGUCACUGGGUCUCCGUUGAAAAAAUCAGGUAAUACUCCCCCACGCUCUUCCCCAUUGCCGUUUGCUGGGCCUGGAUCUUUGCCCACGAUACUUGGCUCUCCAACAAAAAUGCCUGCAGGUUUUGAGUUUCCACUGAUUACAGACAAUGCCCCACCAGAGCCUGUCCACGCCCCAUUUGGGUGCUACCGCCCCCGGACAAUGCCAGACAACAUGGCCACUGUGGCUUACACCUCACACGAUUCUACAUCGGGAAAUGCAAACACGGGCAUGGUGUACACGGCAUCUCCUCCCACAUCACGAUCGCGCGCUCUGGUCGGGCGCAGCCAAACAGAGCCAGGGCCUCUCUUGUCUAACGUAACGGGCACCAGCAGGAUGGCUGAGCAGCUCUUCAGGACAGCAUUUGCUGGCAACUCCAAUAUGCCACAGGGAACAGUGGCACGUUACUCUGGCAGCCCUCGCUCCCGAGAGCGAUCUUCAUCUCUGGGCUGGGACCGGGGUCCCAUUGCUCUGGACCAGGAACGAUCGUCAACGUUCUUUCGGCGGGGCAGUGCUUACGUGGAAUCUUCUCCUCCGGGGUCCUUUCUCUAUGCCCAGUCACCCCCCAACAUGGAGGGGCCCAUCACCUUUGUGGCUCCAGAACUGCAGGAAGAAACCCUCAUGGAUGAGUACCACAAUGAGGUUCUGGCAAAGUUGAGCUUUGUGCUGGACUUGGUGGAGUGUAUCAUAGAACUGGCCCAGACCAGGGGCACGCCCAUCAAUACCUUCUCAGAGACCAUCGGGCAGCGUCAGACGGAGGCUACAGAAACCCUUCCCAGGUUCAAUGAGGCACAGAGACGCCUGGAGCAGCUUGUCUUGUACAUGCGGUCUCUUCAUUUAUUGUCCUCGUCACUACAGCUUGCCAAGGAUGAAAUCAAAAGUCAUAAACUCCACCCGUCUAACUCACUCAAAGCAGUGGCUCGUGAGAUGAACAACCAUUAUCACAGGUGCCUGGCAAUGUGUCGACAGCUCCACCGCUUGGGAUUUACAAGCCACUCUUCCUUCAGCCCUCAGCUCAUAGCCAUCACUGCUGACAAACUCAUCUACAACUAUGCCAUAGAGCUGUGUCAGACAGCUGCUUUGGACGAACUGUUUGGAAACCCACAAGAGUGUUUCCGACGUUACAGAACAGCUCAGAUCUUACUGCACAGUCUCAGUCAGCAGGCCAAGAAUGUCCGCGACAAGGAGCUGUUAAACAAAUAUCGGGAAGCUGUGGAGAAGAGACUGUUUAACAUACAGGGUCAGGGAAACAUGAAUCCUUAUGAUGCCUACAGUUGAUGAGGGGACCUAGUAGCUCGAGCUCCACCCACGGAGACUGAGUACACUCCUCAGCUACACCCCCUAACAACAGAUCACACAACUGAUAACUGUGAUCAUGUGUAAUGCGGUGUGUACCAUAGUACCAUAGUUCGGUAGUCUCUAGCUGUAGGUAGAGAGGACUGACAGCCUUAGGAAGAUGUUUUGUGGUGUGCACAUAUCAUCAGAAAAAUUUGUGUGUGUUUUACACCGUUGUAUCUUCUCGCUUAUCUCAACUAAUCAGUUGCGUAUGAAAGGCUGGAAAUAGGCAAGCUAUGGCAGGUCAUCUCCAGAAACAUCUCCUAUCCUAUAAGAACUCGGAGCCAGCAAUAACUUGGAUGUGGAGAGUUUGGCAAGGGGAGGUAAUCCCUACAGCAAUGUACAGACAGCUUUGUAUAUUUCAAGCCAUUUUAUGCUUUUCAAAGGAUCAUCAAUGGCCCACUUGUAGUGAGGGUUUUUUAAGACUUCUACUGUCAUGAGUACACUUCACUCAUGACUGUACACAGUGGAAUGAUAUUCGAAAAAAAAAAAUGAUGGACAUGGCUGUGUGUCACCAAGAGGAACGUAACAGUGUACUGCAAGCUUUGUGGUAUAUUGUUUAUGUUACAUGUGGGUGAAGUGAAAUGCUACCACUGACAUACUACAGCACUCCUGUAUCUCCUUGAGGAUGCUGUUCGUGUUGAAAACCUUCUGUCUUUCAUAUUAUCAUUCUAUCAUCGAUAAGAAACAGGACAGUGUGUGGUGUGUUUAGGAGACUUGGCCUUGGACACAGGAGUACUGAGAGGCUAGAUGGCUCUGCAGUAAUCGUAUAGAGUAGUGUGACUGGAAAGUUACACUUUGUGUAUGGCACAGACUGGUAUGAAGCCAAUAAUUGAGAACUACAUGUACAUGUGUUAAAGUACAUGGGUGUGCAUUUUUGAAACAAGGACUGAAGACAUUGGUUUGUGAAGACACUUGGUGUCUGAAGAGGAACGCACAGGAUAUUGUUUAUGAUAGUGCUGCUGUCUCAGUACAGGACUGUACGAGUGAAACGCAACAGAAAUCUUAACCUUUAUGUUAAGAAAUGUGACAGGUUGUUAAAUAUUUAAUAUGUGGUUUGAUAUUGGUUAUGCCAGUGUCGUGGCUGGAAAACCAGAGAAUGGCUAUACGGCUCGUUUUAGGGCAUUAGUAGCUGAAAGUGACUUGUGCAGACAAGAACGUGCUGUGGAGUGCUGGGCACAGGCUGUUAAACAUGUUAUCAUUCCUGCCCAGUCCAGAUCUUCAUAUUGAGAUAUAUGAAAAUGUGCUGUGGAGUUUACCUGUUCAUGUAAUGCUGUUGCAUCAGUAGUGAUUGAUGCAUGGUUGUUCUGAGACUGUAUUGUGUUAUCACACCUGUUCACCCACCGAUCAUUCAGGUAAUUACAAGGCUUUGUUCUCACAGGUGUUGUUUAGUUAGGAUUACCACAUUGCUGUCACACAAUUCACUGUAUUUUCAUCUGUACUUAUUUAUUGACUGCCAAUGCAAUGCACCGUCUGCUUUAUUAUCGCCUGCGUUUAAUAUGCAUGUUGUGUAAAGAGUGUAAUUUAUGGAGCUUGAACUGCGUAUACAGAUCUAUAUGAGUUACAUGUAAUAGUGAUUAAUACAUUUAGCACAAUCAGGAACUCCAGGUCACCCCUAUCUCUAUGAUGGUUUGGUCCAUUUGUGAGCUAUGGAAUCGAUUGUUGUCAGUGAUCAUGGACACUUGCAUUUAGUUUGCAUGGGUGUACAAGUGAUAAAUGCAUACAUUUGAUUUUUCUAUACAUUUAGAAUGUACAAGUAUGUUUGGUUUGUUCUGAAUUCUAAAUUGAUCUCAAGCCUUCAUUGUUAAAGUAUGAUUUACAUGUACCAUUGUAUGCACUUCUGUCUUACCACAUUGUAAUGAAUUCAGUUGUCCUGUGGUUAUCAUGUUGAAUGAUGAAGACGUGCAUGAUACUAAUAGCAAGUAAUGAUGAGGACAAAAAACAGAGAGAAAAAAUAUGGAUGUCACCAUGACCUUGUAAUGACAACAAUAACAAUUAUCACAUGACUUUAAAGACAAUCAGCACAGAUAUCGUCAUCAUUCGAUGAUGAUGACAUGAACAAUGUGGAUAUCGCUUAAUAAUGAAGACAAACAGUGAGGAUAUCACAUCACGAUGGAGACAAAAUGUCAUCAUUAUCUCUUUAUAGAGGCAGUAACACCUUAAGAUAUCAUGAUAAAAGAAAGAUAUCCCAGACAAAAAAAAGGCAAAACAUUUAGAAUAUAUCAGAAGAAGUACUCAGCUGCUGCAGUCUUGUCUACUGACCUCAAGUUUUAUGUUCCGGUGUUUAGCUAAGGAUACAUGUAGCUAUUAGUACACAGUCGCUGUACAGACCUAAUGGUUUGCUCGUUCUCCAUAUGCUGUGCAUUGUUCGUGUAAUAAACAAGGUAAUAACACAUACAUGUAAUAUCAAGGAUGAAUCUCGUGCAGGUGAUGCAACAAAUUACAAGUAUGAUGAGGACAGAGAAACAUUCCUUGACGGUAUACAGACAUUGAGAAAUAAAGACAUUGAGGAAUGCAGACGUUGAGGCAUACAGACAUUGAGGCAUACAGACAUUGAGACAUGUUUGUUAAGAGACCUGUCAAGUAUUUGUGACAAUUAAACACUGUUUUGUGUACAGCCAGUACAGUGCUGACAUCCUUGCCCAAAAUUUUCUGGUCAGCCUCAUUUAUAUACAUUUAGCUUCAGAACUUUCUGAGCUUAUUAAAUAAUAACCCAUAUGACUAGCUUGUUUGUCCCUUCUUCCGCGCGAUGCCACUUGUGAUGUUUCAAAUUGCAUUUUCACUUCGGGACAUGACUGUUUCUGAAGAGGGAUCAUUAGAAGGGUAAAGGAAAGUGGUAAUGUCAAUUUAUACUUGUUAGUAUAUACAUUAAUUAGUCCCAAGUCUGAAAGGUGUGAAUCGGUUAUUGGUGUCAUGUUUCACUUGUGCACUAUUUAUUUAAAUUCACUAGAAUGAAUUUACACACCUUACCUCAUCUUAGUUUCAGUUAUGUUAACUUUUUUUUUUUAAACAUGUGUAUAUUUUGCAUUUUUUAAAGAUAGAAAAAAUUCUGUGCAUUGUUUUGCCACCAGUUAUAGACAUUGUAAUGAAAUGAAGUCAAGCAUAUCUGUUGCA